CUUUUAAACAUCUGACACCACACUACAAAAUUGUAAAAGGAAGUAAAAACAUAAAAUUAACUUCCUAUCGCUAAAUAUCAAGCAAAUUUAAUUUAUAAUCUGGUCUUUCGUGUGACGAGAGGGUGUGGGUGCGCCUACUCACCCUCCAAAACACUACCUUGCAUUGUCUUUGACAAGGUUGUGGGUGUACCGACCCGCUGCAAGAUUAACAUGAUUCCCACGUGCUCCACGUGUCUCGCGCCUUUCGACGGCACGGUCCCCCCACCCGUCAAAGAAAUACGGUCCACCAUUGACGAUGAUAACUUUCCCUUCUGCAUCCUGCCCGAUUAUGACGAUAACAAUCAACGGGACUCGUCUUCUUCUCGCCAAAUUUCAAUCUGCGCCGCCUUAUCGACCCUUUUCGACCCAAUUUCGCCCUCGUCAUCCCCACUUUUUCGAAAUAGAAAGGGAAUUAUCAUGUGUUCCUCUUGUGCGGAAAGUUUAACCCUGGUUUACAACAAUUAUAAAGAAUUUAUCGCCCUAAUCCACCCAGAGUCGGAGGUCGGGAAGAAAUUGGGACGUCUUGAAGGUCAAAAGGUGACGUCUUCGCCAGUAUUAGAUAAGAAGUCUGAAUUAGGAGAAAAGUCAGGGCCGCUGAUAAGCUCGGACGCCAAGAGGGGACGUGGUCGUCCGCGAAAAAGUCAAGUUUCGGGGGAGGUUGGACCUGAUAUUAAACUCCCCAGUGAUAACCUGCCUUCGGUGGAGGUCCCAGCAACUCAAAAGAGGGGACGUGGUCGCCCACCGAAAUUUCCACAAAGUUUAAAAAGUCAGAUUAAGGAAUCGCCACUCCCGUCCUCGCUCUCUGCUAGAAAGAAGAAACCACGGCUUGAAGAGCCCGACCUAAUCGAUGAGCUUAUCUUCGACCCCCAAUCCGUUUGUGUGAAAGACGAGCCAAUGUCGGACUUGGACUUGGACUUCAUGGACGGAAGCGACGUAAUGGAAGGGUGCUUUGAAAACGUGUCCAUUUCUGAACACGGCCACGACGAUGACGAGGACGACGAAAUGGAUUGCAAAAAGGUCACCCCCCUUGUUCCACUACCCACUACGCGACGAUCUUCUACUCGGAAUACGAAAUCCUACGUGAAGGAAGACAAUCACAAAUUUGAACCAGAUUUCGAAAAACUGGAAAAUUCCAACGACAACAUUUUUGAAGAUGAAGAAUCGUCCUCAUCAUCGGAGGACUCGUCCGAUGAAGAUUUUACACUGCCAGCCAAUAAAAUAGUCGACUUAAAGAAGGAUGAGAAUUCACCCUCAGAUGAUUCAUCGGAUUCUGACGACGAGGAUCAAGACUACACCCCCUCCCAAACCACCAACCCUAGAGCCGCCCCUCCAAUCAUCUCCGGGGGCACCUUCACCUGCCCCACCUGCUCGGCCACCUUCGCCCACCUGAAAUCCUACCGUCGCCAUUACCUCUCCACCCACGCCAAGGUUUCCUACUCCUGCCCCAAGUGCGAUAAGCGCUUCACCCGCGAAGACCACGUGCUCACGCAUCGCCGCGGCGUGCACGGCGAAACAGUCGCCUCCAUCAGUGCUGCACGACGACGCGAAAAACGUUCCAAACCGCGCUACCCGUGCCCCGCCUGCCCCUCAAAAUUCCACUCUGCCCCGCUUCUCGACGCCCACCUGUCCUCCUCCCAUGGGGACGAUCCAACCCCGUGGAAAUGUUCCAGGGAAAAUUGUACCCUCACCUUUUCGACACGACCAGAACUCUCCGCGCACACGAGGUCAUCCCAUCGCGCCCUGGAACGGGCGACCUGUUCCGUUUGUGGGAUCCAGGUCAGGGACAAAUACAAGCUGAAGAAACAUCAAGUUAGAAUCCAUCACGUGCGGGUGCUUGGCAAGGAUUUCGAGGCGUCCAAAAAAUGGGGGUGUGACCAGUGUGGGAAACGCUACCAGAAAGAGUACGCUCUAAUCGAGCACAAAAUCUCCCACGGGAUCGGAGCCCCGCACAAGUGUGCCGUUUGCGGGGGGAUUUUCAAGCAUAAAAAGAGUCUCGAGCGGCACGAGCGGAUUCAUGAGGGGAGGUUUGAUUUUCCUUGUGGGGAGGAAGGGUGUGAUAAGAGCUUUAUGCGGAAUGAUAAGAGGAGGAAUCAUUGGAGGAGGGUGCAUAAUAAGGGGGAAGGGGUGGGAGUGGGGGGAGAGGGAAGAGAGGGGGUGAGGGGAGAGGGUGAGGGGGUGAAAAGGGUAGUUGUGAAGAAGGAGAAGGUUAAGAAGCACAAGAAUGGGGAGGAGAUUGCAUGCGCGGAAUGUGGGAAGAUGGUGAGGAAGUAUAAUAUGAAAUUGCAUAUGGUUACGCAUACGGGCGAGAAAACCAAACUCUGCUACAUCUGCGGGCGCAGUUUCAGUUGUCAAUCCGGCCUAAACACCCACAUCAAGUACACCCACCAGGAAAAGGAGCCGCUCCAAUGCACCAUUUGCGGCGUCCUGUGCAAACGUCCCAAAGACAUGAGGGCCCACUACGCCCUGCACGACUUGGGCGAGGAACGACCCUACGUUUGCCAAGUGCCCGGAUGUGGGAAAGGAUUUAGGUCCGAGAAAACCCUCAAGUCUCACAACAUCGUCCACACCCCGGAAAAAGGGUUCCACUGCACGUACCCAAAUUGUGGCAAGUCUUUCAACCGGGUCGACAACAUGCGCGCGCACGUGGCCGGGGUGCACGAGGGGAAACAGGUCAGAAAGAAGAGACCCCCACCACCACGCCCACCGCGACAAGGGCAUGGCGACAACUCGGCGACGACGACAAGACCCAGAUUUAAAAUUAAUAAGACAAGGAAAAGGCGAAGGAGAGAGCCUUCAGAGUCGUCUAGUUCGAUAGAUUAUGAGCAAGAUGAGUACAUUUUACCGACACAAAUUCAUGCAAAUUCGCGAGGAAUUAAUUCAAAUGAUCCUUUGAAUCCGAAUGCAAGUAUUUUUCCUCCACCACAUUUAUUAGCACAGUUUUCUUCUAAUCCUACUUCUUCUUACUAUUGAAGAUGAAAACUAUUUUUGUACGGUGUGGAUAAUGUCCAAAUCCGAUUAGUGAGUUACUACUAUUAGUAAAUAAUUGUUUGUUAAUCGGCCAAUUUUUGAAUAUUAUUUAUAUUUAAAGUUCAUGCAAAUUUUUGGUUUAAAUAUGUAUGUGAAUAUGUAUGCAAUCGUAUGUAGACUG
Messenger RNA from Folsomia candida, 3187 nucleotides. Its product is annotated as zinc finger protein 471. The coding region runs from base 211 to 3009 and encodes 932 amino acids. Gene Ontology annotation, molecular function: DNA-binding transcription activator activity, RNA polymerase II-specific; RNA polymerase II cis-regulatory region sequence-specific DNA binding. Gene Ontology annotation, biological process: regulation of transcription by RNA polymerase II. The transcript has 8 exons. Lineage: Eukaryota; Metazoa; Arthropoda; Collembola; Entomobryomorpha; Isotomidae. The record is from RefSeq and is a predicted model, not a curated record. Gene Ontology annotation, cellular component: nucleus.